Helicoverpa armigera (cotton bollworm) is the source of this 3076-nucleotide messenger RNA. RefSeq lists its product as uncharacterized. The transcript is spliced from 2 exons. Lineage: Eukaryota; Metazoa; Arthropoda; Insecta; Lepidoptera; Noctuidae. The coding region runs from base 1181 to 2278 and encodes 365 amino acids. The record is from RefSeq and is a predicted model, not a curated record.
ACUCCAUUUAAAAUAACAUUAGAAAUUUAAGUAAGCCUUUUUUACUGUUUGUUCAACCGAUUUUGACUUCUAUUGCGUUAGUAGUAUGAUUAAUGGCGGCUGCAGUAAAUACUUGGUAUUGUAACCACUAUUUUGCUUUCAAUUCCGUUCUUUUGUCUACGGAAUAGAAGUCAAAAUCGCUUGAACAAACAGUAAAAAAGGUUUACUUAAAUUUCUAAUGUUAUUUUUAAUGGAUUAUAGCAUCAAAAGAGUUAUCCGGGCAUGCGUGAGAGUGUAUUCUAAAUUUGAAUUUUGGAGAAAUGCUAAGAAACUGGUUAAACCUUGCUUGGGACUAAUUAGAUGAAAUUUGGAAUAGCUACCAUUUUAAGUAGCUUAGGUAUCAUCGAAAAAAUACCCUACUGUCACUCUUAGGCCGGCAGCACACAUCCGGUUUCCGGAUACGGAUUCCUGAUCAGGAAUUAAGAUUCGGGAUUCCGUGUCACUAGCGCACACAUUCGGUUUUUUUCAUUCUGAAUUUACAUGGCCAGUUUUAUUCCGUUCUGAGUACCAGAACGCACGGAGAAAAUUUUAAACCGAAUGUCAGGUUUUUUUCCGUCCGGAAAAAGUAAGAACGUGUGCGCUCUUGUGAACAUUUUGUAUGAAAAAAGAGCAUUCCGGUUUCCGGAUCAGGAUUCCUGAUCAGGAAACCGGAUCAGGAAACCGGAUGUGUGCUGCCGGCCUUAAACGGAACGCGCCCUAAGUCUGUUCGGUAGUGUCCUAACAACUCCUUAUAGUUAAAAUAGUUACAGAUUAACAAUAGACUCAAUUUAUUCCAUAACGAAAAGCUGGUGUAGUACUGGUGCUCAGUAGGUGUUUUCAGAUCUUCAUGAGGUGUAACAGCGACUUUAAAUACUACUCUAAUUUGUUGCAAAAGUGCCGUAUCAUAGUGCCGAAUCUCCUGAGUGCACGGAAUAUUCACGGUUGUGCGAACUACAUAACGGCGAAAAUCCUGCGGGUGCGCAGUUGUCACAAGCCGCCAACAGCAGUGCCAACAUAAUAACGCUAAAGCGUUCCAGCGACAAACGCAGUGUGUUUGUGUCGCAUUACAAUCACGCAUGACUGGUGGCGCCACCCCGCCACUAGAGGCCGUACGCUGUUAUCGCUUGUGAGUGCAUUUUUAAUUUACUGAGUGUUACUAACGAUGUCAACAAAAGAUUGCGCUGGCUGCCUGAAUGGCUUUAACUGCAAAGAAGGAUUACAAUGUUCUACUUGCCACCAAUGGUAUGAUUUGCUGUGUGCUAAUAUCAACAUGAACGUAUUUAAAACUAUGAAUGUGAAACGAAAAUCAACUUGGAAAUGUCCAAUUUGCCAUAGUCAAUUGCCUAAAAGUGACAACACGAACACACCUGUCAGAACCGCUAGACUUGCGAGCCCUACGUCAGAGCGGUCUGCCUGUUUACCACCGCGCUCGCCAUCGACUAACGUCACUAUUCGCAAGCAUGCUAGUAAACAAAUUGCUGAUCCAACUUCAGAUGAAACCUGUCUUCAGUUUUCAGAACAUAUGUUGAGGGACAUCAUUAAAGAUGAAAUUCAGAUUGCCCUCACGGACAUAGUUUCCACUCAGUUCAAACAAAUGCAUGAGUUGAUAAACGAUUUCAAAAAAUCCCUCUCCUUCUUCAAUGAAAAAUAUGAAGAAAUGAAAACUAUGCUGGAGGAGAGAUCUAUGAUUAUAAAAAAGUUGGAAAAGGACAACAGUGGUUUGAGGGACGAUAUUCAUCAAGUAAAUCAGAGACUUAAUUUAUUAGAACAAAAUUCCAGAACCGCUAAUGUUGAACUACAAUGUGUGCCCGAAAAUAAGUCCGAAAACUUAAUAACAACAGUAUUGCAGCUGGGGAAAGUUAUAAACUGUGAUAUCACUGAUCCGGAUAUAUUACACUGCACGAGGUUAGCUAAGAAAGAUACACAAAGUUCCAGACCCCGUUCCAUUCUUGUCAAGUUCAGUAGCCCACGCCUGCGUGACAGUUUUCUUGCUGCUUCUAUAAGAUACAACAAAAACAAUAACCAAGAUAAACUUAACACGAGUCACCUCGGCAUCGCUAGUGAUAAACCGCAACCAAUAUAUGUCUCCGAACACCUGUCGGCAGAAAACAAGGCAAUCCAUGCAGCAGCUCGGGUCCGUGCGAAGGAGCUCGGGUUCAAGUUUGUUUGGGUUCGGAACGGCCGAAUUUUCGUGAAAAAGGAUGAAUUAUCGCAAAGAAUCCACAUUACCUGCCGGGAUAAGUUAAAAUCCUUAGAAUAAUUUUAUAUAAUUUUAUGUAUAUUACAAUUGGAAAGUUCUUAUGGCUUUACCUACUUUCAUUCAACCGUCCACUGCAAGUGUACUAUCAAAACGUUCGAGGCUUGAAAACCAAAACUACAAAGGACAAUGGGCACAAAUAUAUGGGACCUGGUAUACCCCACCAAUAGGAAUGUCAUAUAUAUCAUUGGAUAGGCCUUUUUAUGUAGAACAAUAUUUACUAUGGCAGCUUUGCUGAAAUGUUUGUCCGUUCUGAGAUAUAGAUCAAAAACUGUGCAAAAGUUAGAACUAAGUAAUCUAUUGAUACCUCAAGUUUUUAAAGGAAAAUCUAAGUACUAAUAACUUUAAGUCUUGUAAGUACUACUGUGCCCGUUAGGAUCCAUAAUUGUUACUAUUAUGUAGCAUUUCAACCUUUUAUUGUACCAACUGGAUGUUGGGCGUAGUGAGAAACCGCACCAAUAGGAAAGUCAUACAUAUCAUUGGAUAGGUCUUUUUAACUGGAACAACAUUUACUAUGACAGCUUUGUUCUAUUGUUUGUCCGUUCUGAGAUAUAGAUAACAAACAAUCUUAAAACUGAUGCUAAUCAAUACUGUAAUCUGAUUUUCUUUCAUACAAGACUUACACUUAGUAGUUCUUAGAUUUUCCUUUAAAAACUUGAGUUAUCAAUAGAUUACUUAGUUCUAACUUUUGCACAGUUUUUGAUCUAUAUCUCAGAACGGACAAACAUUUCAGCAAAGCUGUCAUAGUAAAUAUUGUUCUACAUAAAAAGGCCUAUCCAAUGAUAAAUAUGACAUUGCUAU